AUGCAAUACUUGAACAGCGACAACUUCUCCUCGCAGUCGACGCAGACGUCCUCGAUUUUUUCUGCCGAAGAUGAGGACGACUACGGGCUGCGCAUCAAAGAUAUCGAGGAAUACUACGUGCGCACUUUGCUGGACGAAGACGUGGGCGAAAAGGGGGAUUUGAAGCAGCCCACCGCACCAGCGGCGACAAGUGCGCCGCUGAUGCCCUAUUUACCCGCGUUUGCGCAUCAGGUGCCCUUUUACAGCGGGCUUAGACCCGGGUUUACCGCGCCACAGCAGUUUAACAAACAACAAGCUUCGCUGGAAGUCGAGAUCAAUCCCAACUAUAGUCCCGCGACUGGGAUUUUGCCCUUGACCAGCGAGAACUUGAAGCUUUUACAACAUCCAAAGCUCACGCCGCAGCGACUAGAGUGUGCGCCAGUUGAAAUCACGAACUCACCGUCAGCGGGCAUAAAGCGCCAAAAUAACAACAAUAAAUGCAAUAGAGCGCUUUACAAAACAGAACUUUGCGAGUCAUUUUCGACCACAGGAUACUGCAAAUACGGUAAGAAUUGCCAGUUUGCACACGGUUUUCAAGAACUCAAAUUCAAGGAGCGCGACAACAAAUUCAGGACCAAAUCCUGCGUCAAUUGGGUCAAAACAGGAACCUGUCCAUACGGCAAGCGCUGCUGCUUCAAACACGGCGAUGAUCUCGAUAUUAAGGUGUAUGUUGAUGCCGGUACAAUUCCUGCACCGAUCGAAGAACGUAUGAUUCGUCGGAAGAACACGCACGCUAACGUGCAGGCGCUUGAGAAAAUGGCAUGGUGA
Molecule: messenger RNA, 807 nt
Organism: Lachancea mirantina
Lineage: Eukaryota; Fungi; Ascomycota; Saccharomycetes; Saccharomycetales; Saccharomycetaceae
Source: the annotation of a GenBank genome assembly